AUGUGCGCAGCUAUAAUACCAAUACCAACAGAUUACUCGAAGCUAAUGAUAGCAGCAACCUGCCACUUGGGAGGGCAGAGUCUGAACCAUAAAAUGGCAGAUUACACGUACGGAAGAAGACAGGACAAAGUCUACGUUUUCAACCUGCAGAAGACUUGGGACAAACUCGUCCUGGCCGCCCAGAUGAUCGUGAGCUACAAAAACAGGAAAGACAUUGUCGUUGUAAGCAGCAAGAAGUUCGGAUACAAGCCCGCAGGAAUCUUUGCGCGCGCUGUUGGGGCAACCCACAUCACGACAAACUUCGUCCCCGGAACAUUCACGAACAAGGCCACAAAGGCAAUUGCCGAGCCGCGCUUGAUUGUAACUGUGGACCCUUUCACAGACAAGCAGACCAUAAACGAGGCCUCGUACAUCAACGUCCCGUGCAUAUCCCUGGCGAACACAGACAACGAAAUUGAGCUUAUCGACUGUGUUAUUCCCUGCAACAACAGAUCAGCAACAUCAAUUGGAGCUGUUUUCUUCAUUUUGGGACAGCUUGUUAAGUACAUGCAGGGCGACAUUGAAUUGAGCUCUGAGAUCAGGCUUUUGGUCGACGCAUACUUCUACAGAGACCCAGCAGAGAUAGAGGCAGGGAUCGCAGAGAAGGAGAAGCUGAAAGAGGAAGACAGAGAGAGCGCAGGCGAGUGGGAGGACAAGCCGUCUCAGGAACAACAGGAAUAA
This is a messenger RNA of Nematocida major, 720 nucleotides long. Its product is annotated as small subunit ribosomal protein SAe. Gene Ontology annotation, cellular component: 90S preribosome; cytosolic small ribosomal subunit; ribosome. NCBI's taxonomy places the organism in Eukaryota, Fungi, Microsporidia. The transcript has a single exon. Bases 1 to 720 code for a protein of 239 amino acids. Gene Ontology annotation, biological process: cytoplasmic translation; ribosomal small subunit assembly. The record is from RefSeq and is a predicted model, not a curated record. Gene Ontology annotation, molecular function: structural constituent of ribosome.